This is a messenger RNA of Linum trigynum, 1017 nucleotides long. The record is from the annotation of a GenBank genome assembly. NCBI's taxonomy places the organism in Eukaryota, Viridiplantae, Streptophyta, Magnoliopsida, Malpighiales, Linaceae.
CUAGUUAAAUUAAUUAGAUAACAAAUUGUAUGUAUCAUAAUUACUCUAUGAAACAACAAGUAAUUGCUCAAAAAAUAAUUUAUUAUAAGAUAUUAAUAGAAAAUUAUUGACUAUGUUUAGAGGUGGCGUCACCUGGUAAUUCUGGAGAAUCACGUAGUUCUGGAGGAGCUGCAAAGAGAUUGAGAAGAUUCAUUGGGUGUAACAUUAGCGCUAGUGUGAGAAAUAGGGACCCAAAUGAUAGAUAUGAGCCACAACCACUAGUGACACCGAUGAGUUUGAGGGCAAACGGUUUUCCUCAAUUUGAUUUUCAGUUGCCUAGUAUGGCUGGUAGUGGAGCUGAUCCCAGUCGUGAUCAUGCUUCACCGUUUGAGCCUUCAUACGAGAUUGAUGACGAGUCGGAGGAGUAUGAGUCGGAUGAUUUGAGUAUCGCAUUCCACCAGUCAGUCCGAUCAGAGACAGAGGUGCCCCCAGCGGAUCGUCACAUGUCGUUACUGGGGUUCAUGCUGUUACUGGGAUCUAUAGAGACCAUGCAGGGCGUUUCUACAGAGCUCCACAGCCUGGUGAGGGAUAGAGUGGUACUGCUGAUGUGGGAGAGGCCUGGGAGGCUAGAAGAGCGUGUGCUGGAGGACCGAGCGACCCGAGUUUACUCCGUAGCUUUCUUGGACAUGUUGCCCAACUUCAACAUCUGGAUGGAAGUUGGAUGGGCAAAAAAAAGAUGUGUAAGCACGUCGUUAUCGUCCUUCAUAACCUCUGUAUGAUAAUUCUCACGUUCAGCUGCUUGCAACGCAUACUGCAUUGCAUUCAUCUCGCCCAUCUCGUCUUUCCUAGACUUGGACCCGAGGUACCCCCAGCAUCUCUCAUCUGCUUCAGAUAUUCUUUAUCCUCCUGACUCAAUUUAUUCAUUCGACUGUGGCCCUCGGGAUAAAGCAUCUUCUCAUGAUUGUGAUACCCUCGCCUUAAACCGUUUUCUUGCUCAAUCACUGCUUGUAUCUCCAAGAAUGAAGGUCCAUCAAGAGC